Molecule: messenger RNA, 1689 nt
Organism: Folsomia candida
Lineage: Eukaryota; Metazoa; Arthropoda; Collembola; Entomobryomorpha; Isotomidae
Exons: 2
Coding region: 990-1418 (142 amino acids)
Source: RefSeq, a predicted model, not a curated record
CCAUGGAGAUCUGAGUUUUACACGUGAAAGAUUUGCAUUGUGAGUGUUUUCCUGGCUUGUCAGAGCGUCGGUAUUUCGAAAAACGCUAAGCGUUAACUUUUAGGGGGGGGGGCUGUUACCUUAGACUAAAUUAACAGGAAGACAGCCAUGCUAAUUUAGAUUUUCAUAGAAUUCCCAUGGAAUUAAAUACCCAAGACCCUAUAGAACAAGAAACACUACUGAUGAAGUCAUGCAUAUUUUUUUCUGCGUGGCAAUUUUCCUACGGAGAAAAGUUUCAUGUGAUGUUCUACUUCGGAAGGCAAUUUUCUUGGCAUGUCUUAAUCAACCAUUUUAAAUCAAUCGUUUUAUGAACGCUAAAUAAUCGCGUUUCUAGAAUAAAAUUAAAUAAAUAUCGAAAAUCCUUCUCGCCCUUAAUUUUCUCAGUUUUUGGUUUGAUCAAAAUAGCAUAAUUAACCCUAUAUGGAUGGAACCUUUCUCAGAUUGAGAAAGAAGCCAUUGUGCAACUGGAGAGUAGGCGUCGUUGUUGUUCCCAAGUUCUUCUAUAAAAAUUUUUAAGAAAACUGAACAGCUCGUUAGGAUUGAUAUAACUUAAAUAAAUAUCCUUUUGUGUUAGUGCAAAUCUCUUAACUAAAUUCAUCAACGGAAUUAAGGAAUUAAAUGGCAAAAUUUUAUUCUUAAAAUAGUAAAGCCGAAAAGGAUUUUGGAGAUAUUUAUGUGCACUCUAAGCCAAUUUUAUUUGAGCCUCAUAUUAGUCUCAAUUUCUUUGAAAUAGAAAAUAGCAUGCAAAAAAGUUUUUUCAUUAUUUACAAAAAAUGAAUAGAAGACAUAUUUUUUGAUUUUUUCAACGAUUAAAUGCUUAUGUAAAUUAGAUAAUUGAAUGAUUUUAAUCUCAAUGUUUUUCGGGGGGACAUUAACGUUACUUGUCCCCCCGGCACAUUUUCUGGGGGGACAUUGUCCCCCUGUCCCCCCUGUUUCCGCCGCCACUGGAAAUGACGGAAGCCAAUCGUGAACUAGCCGUUCUCCUUCUACGGACCAUGGGAGUUGUCUACACGAACGGCCAAAUUCUGGCUCCAGGCUCACCCUUGCCUCAUCAUCACCCCGUUCCGGCAACAAUUCAGAGCGGCCAAACAUCCUCGACGGAAGCCCCCUUAUUUCUACUGGUGAACAACAUGACGGAAGCCAAUCAUGAAAUAGCCGUUCUCUUCCUACGGACGAUGGGAGAGGUCUGCUCGAAUGGCCAAAUUCUGCCUCAGAUCACGGAUGUGGCCACAAUCCAAUACGUUCGGGAGAGGGUGGACAGCUAUUUGGAACAAUUGCUGGCUGAAUCCGCAGCGGAUGACUGGACCGACGUCGAGGACGACGACGACGACGACGACGACGCCGACGAUCGGGCACCGGUUGAAUCGCAACCGAAUUAAAAGGAAGUCUUGUUUUGAUGAAUUAUUACUUGGUUUGAUUACUUGCUUUAUAAAAAUUAGUCUUGUUUCGUUAUGUAGUUUAUGGUUGUAUUUAUUCUCUAUUUGGUAGUAGAUUAUUAUUGAGAGGUGCUUUCUAAAUUUCAUUGUUAUACCUUUUUCUGAUCCUAAAAAAUAAAGGAAGAUAUUUGCUCACGAAAUUGUUUAGAGUGUAAUCUUUGAUAUCUUAGGCGUGAUGACUUUAUUAAAUAAUUUCCAUCAAAAUACUGCAUGG